Molecule: messenger RNA, 792 nt
Organism: Emiliania huxleyi CCMP1516
Lineage: Eukaryota; Haptophyta; Isochrysidales; Noelaerhabdaceae
Exons: 4
Coding region: 1-792 (263 amino acids)
Source: RefSeq, a predicted model, not a curated record
AUGCUCGCCGCGUUGACCGCUUCGCUCGCGGUCGCCCAUCCCGCCCGGCCGCCGCUCCGCGCCCAGCUGCGGCUCGCCGCCGCUCCGCCUCCGGCCGGCUUUGAGUGGGGCGCCUUUGACCGGGCCGGACUGCUCGAGAAGCUGGACACGCAGGUCGUCUCUCGCGCGGUCCGCCUCGCCAACCACGUCCCCGCGAGCGCCUCACUCGCCUAUUUUGGCCUCAUCUCGACGACGAUGAUGUCCAUGCCGAUGCCGAUGAUGGUCGGCGGGGUCGCGACGCUGCGCUCCGUCAUCACGCGCGGCGUCGGCCCGACGACGAACGAGGCCUUCGCGGCUCUCUUCCCGACCCUGGUCACGCCGGCGAACUUCGUCUUCCUGAUCUGGCCCGCCAUCUCGCUGCUGCAGCUCCUCACCCUCGCCAGCUCCGCGCUGCCGCUCCCUGGCCGAACGCCUCUAAAGCAGGACAGCCUCACGGCGCUCGCUGCUGCAAACUGCGCCGCGACGGCGUGGCUGCUGUUCGCCUCAAACGCGGCGGCGGGCGCGCUGCCCCUUGCGUCGUCCCUCACCCUGCCCCUCCCCUCGGUAGUCACGCGAGGCGCAGGAGACCGCAGCCCCACCCUCAGCUCCCUCUGCCGGCUGCCCCUCGUCGGCACUCUCCCCGCCGAGGCGGCGGCGUGCGUCUUCGUCAGCCUCGCCGCCGCCGCCGUCGCGCCCAAGCAGCGGACAGCGGUCAACCUGCUCGCGCUGACCGGCAUCCUCGCCCGCCGGCUCGGCGCGCACGGCCUGCCCUAG